Molecule: messenger RNA, 3808 nt
Organism: Sodiomyces alkalinus F11
Lineage: Eukaryota; Fungi; Ascomycota; Sordariomycetes; Glomerellales; Plectosphaerellaceae
Product: Sec8 exocyst complex component-specific domain-containing protein
Exons: 2
Coding region: 260-3529 (1089 amino acids)
Biological process (GO): Golgi to plasma membrane transport; exocytosis
Cellular component (GO): exocyst
Source: RefSeq, a predicted model, not a curated record
UGAACUUGGAAGUGGGCGACACGAAAUCUAGAGCUUCUUCUUUUCUACCUUCACCUACCUACACAUCAAAGCGAAUACACGGGACCCAGCUUCUCGAGAGACCAUCUUGAUCCAUAAAUCCAGCAAACUAGCCGCCGACUUCCGAGGACGAAGCAUCCGACCAGCCAUCCUCCCCCCUCCCUUCGAUAAUGAUAAUGCGACAGCUACCGACUGUUCUUGGUCUAUCCUAGCCACUCCCCCAGAUGCGCCGUCGAUCGCCAUGUCCACGUCCAACAGGUACGGUAAUUCGUACCGCAAUGGCAACGGCUACGGCAACGGCUACGGCAACUUUGUAGCCCCUCCAAAGCAAUCACAAGAUGACUACGACCCAUACGGCGACGACUAUGGUGGCGAUGCGAGGUACGGCCCGCCAGUCCCCUCCAUAGGUUCGCGAUCAUCCCCAGCCCCAGGUCUGCUUCGCGACGAGCCUCCCAUUCCCGCCCAAAGAGAGCGCGCCCCGCCGGUCGAGACCACAAACGCCGAGCGGCAGAUUGCCCAGGUCCUAGAGCACAUCAAGCAGGAAUGGCCCUCCAUGUGCGAGACCGACUGCAUCCCCGUCCAACUCGCCCUCCAGCUGCUCGACAGCAGCUCCGUCGGCCGCGCCCACGAAUACGACAAGUUCCAGGAGACCUAUGAAUACCUCCAGGAAUCCCUCAAGGGGAUCGUCCACGAACACCACCAGGGCUUCAACAGCUCCAUCGGCACCUUCCACAAAAUCCAGGGCAGCAUACAGGCCUCCCAGAAGAGGGUCCGCGCCCUCAAGGAGUCCCUCGCCGCCGCCAAAACCAGCCUCUGCACCACCGACCCGGAUCUCAAGAAGCUGUCGGCCACCUCCCAGGCCUACGAAGGGCUCCUGAACACGCUAAACGAGCUACAAGAGCUGCGUGUGGUCCCGGACCAGCUGGAAGCCCACAUUUCCGAGAAGAGAUUCGUCUCUGCCGUCGAUGUCCUCCAGAACGCCCUGCGCAAGUUGCGCAAGCCGGAGCUCGACGAAAUCGGUGCGCUGAGCGACCUGAGGAGCUACCUAGCCAACCAAGACACCGCGUUGAUGGACAUCCUUGUGGAGGAACUCCACGAGCACUUGUAUUUGAAAUCGCCGUACUGCCAGGAGAGGUGGCAGGGCUUGGCGAAGGACCAGGGCGCCUCCACGGGGUCGUAUGCCGACUCGACGUCCAAUAUCGUACCCUUUCAUGAAUGCGUCGAGAAUAUCGACUUUGAACGCGCCGCGACGGAGGACCCUGCUAAGAACCCGGAAGCUGAUACGUUUUCCUACAUUGGUCUCCUCGUAGAGGCGUUGAACAAGCUCGGACGCCUCGAAGCCGCCGUCGACAUACUCAAGCAGAGGAUGCCGGUGGAGCUCUUUGGGACUGUCAACUACACCAUAAAUGAGGUCGACCAACGACACCCCAGCUCGCUCAGGGGUGGUUCGACAAACUCGGAGGGCCUGUAUAUCUAUGGUAGCCGGGAAACGCAAAUGAGGGCAGACGUUAUAUACGACCUUCUUUGGACGCUCUAUGGCAAAUUUGAGGCCAUCGCCGAAGCCCAUCGCGUUUUCCACGAGACGAUCAAAGCUCUUAUUCGCCGCGAGGGGGCGGGGAACAACAGUGCGUUACUUGGUAGCUUUAAGGAGCUCUGGAACCUGUAUCAGAACGAGAUCCGGUCUCUGUUGCAUAACUACGUCACGACGGAUGCCGACCUCUAUCAUUUCAGUUCCUCGCCCAAGACAGGCGCGAGCCUAGUGGGCAAGAAGGAUGCCGCCCGCGAACAUUUAUUCAAGUUUGCGGAAACGGACCCCAAAGCCCCAGACAUCGUCGCGGAAUACGAUGCCCUCGAGAGCAUACUACGCGCGGCCGUGCCCGGCUUAACGGACGAUCGGAAGGGGGCGGCUUCUGACAAGAGAGCAGGCAGCCGGCCGAUAUUAGACCCUGUCGGCUCAAGAAAGGGCGCUGCUGCCAGUUACGAGACGAAACAGGGCUCCGAGAGCCACAAGUCGCUCGUCGAACCGAGCGUCUUCAACAUGAGCCUUCUGCUCCCGCCGACGCUGGUCUUCCUCCAGCGACUUCGGACGAUCGUCCCGCCAGGUUCUGACCUGGCCACCAGCACGCUGACGACGUUCCUGGAUAACUUUCUCGUCAACGUCUUCCACCCUCAGCUCGAUGAGACCCUCGACAAACUCAGCGAUACCAUUUUCGGCGAAGCCGAUUCCUUCCUGCAAGAUCAAGAGUGGGCUCGGGUGGCGAAGAAGCCUGUCUUCAAAGGCACAACGGCCUUCUUCACGGUCGUCACGGCCUUCUGCAAGAUGCUCGCCACCAUCCCUCCCGACCAGGCCCUGAGUUCUCUCAUCAUCACGCAGAUGAUGAGGUACUACGACAAAUGCUUCGGUUGGUACAAAUCUCUCGUGACCAAAGGCCAGGACGAAGCGACCGACUCCCAGACUCUAAGACUGUCGGCGACGUUGGCUCUCGAGCCGAGCGCCAUUACCGAAACAGCCGUGGCACUCUGGUCGUCUGAGGAACCUGACGCCGUUCAACUGGAAAAGGAGAUUGACCUCCUCAUCUCCCGUGCCGACGAGAAGUCCCUCGAGCUCAGCGACGUGGUUCAAGACAAGGACGUCAUGCCAUCGCUCUGCAUGUUGUACACCAGCAUGAAGUGGCUCUCCGUCAAGACUGCUGCACUCCGAUACAUCACACAAAAUGAUGUCGAGAACGCUAGGCCGACUCUACCUCGACAAUCUAGCAAGCGAUGGACCUUGAUGAAUGAUUCGACCAAGACUUCGAGCGACGAGGGCCCUGUACACCUCCCCAUGACUCCGGAGACAGCACAAGCCUUCGAUGGCAUUGUCUCGUCCUACGAGGAACUCGCUACGAAAGCUCUCCUCACCCUUCACCUGGAGAUUCGCUGCCAAAUCAUCUACGCCCUACACCGCACACUUACGCCCGAGACAUCGGCGCCAUACGUCCUCGACCAGGAAGUCACCGAGCCCGACCCGGGCAUCCUGACGCUGAACGGCGACCUCAUCACCUUCGAUGAGACGGUCGGGCACUUCCUCCGCCCGCGGGAGUCGGCCUUCAUCCGCACCGGUCUAGGCCGCCUCAUUGACACCUACCUCGUCCGCAAGGCGCUCCUCGCCAAGCCCAUGAACCACAACGGCUGCGGGCGCAUGCAGCUCAACAUCCUGGUCCUGCAGCAGAACCUCAAGAACGUCGAGGAAGGCGUCGACCUGCGCCACUCGGCCGAGUAUUACGCGCUGUUCGAGAAGGGGCCGGGCGGCGUGGUCGAGAAGGCCAGGGCGGACAAGGAGGCGGGCGACGACGUCGAGGGGGACGAGGAGGCCAAGAGCAUGCGGUUCUCGUACGAGGAGCUCGAGGCGCUCAUGGAGCUGUGCUUUAGCGAACAGCUGGCGAAUCCCGAGAGGGGUAUCGCUGCUGCGGCUAAGCGCCAGAUGGGCGAGAAGAUGUUGGCGUUGAGCGAGUAUACUUGGCAGACUUGAUGGGGGAUAUGAGCGUGUAUGUACCGUGACGAAUCUCGGGUUAGUCUUUUUUUUUAUAGGUAGGUAAAUAAGGGAAGUUUUGAGCCACCUUUUACAAAUCCUUGUAUCUUGAAGGGAAGAGCAACUCGCAGGCGUUUCCAAUGAAGUGAUGGUAUCCCCUUACUAAUCGACCCCACCCGUAUAUUGUCUUACCGACUCACCGAGCUACCGACCGAAUAUUCACCGAGAAGCCACGGCGUCCAUCAUGAAGCCUCAUUCCUCGUAUUUCGAUACACGUCC